CAUGUACAUCAUCACAAAGUAUGUAAUUCUGUUUCGAAUUCAUUAGCCUCACAGCGAGUUAUUUAAACACCACCAUGUACAUCAUCACAAAGUAAUUCUAAUAACAGCUCAGAUGUAUUGAAUAUGUUUGAAUUCUUUACAGAAUCUUCAAGUAAGGAUGAAGAGAUGUUCUCUAAAGUGAAUUCUAAGGAUUCAUCAAGUACACUUGCUCUAAGCAAUUUAUCGAUUUUGUCAGACAAUGCUUCUGCAAGUGUAUUGAAAGCUGCAGCCUCUAAAAUUGUUCCCAAGAAACAAACACCACCACCAGAUAUUAAGAAGAGAAAACGUGGCUUAACUGAUAAAGAAAAUGCAUUAAUGCUACAAUCUUCCAAGAAUAUUUCUUCGCUGGCCAAUACAUUGGAGACUGUGCUAAAGAAUUCAUCAAAGCAGCUGGCUGUAUCUGAAGUGACUUCUGAAGUACAAACCAUGAUGCGGAAU
Molecule: messenger RNA, 477 nt
Organism: Mycetomoellerius zeteki
Lineage: Eukaryota; Metazoa; Arthropoda; Insecta; Hymenoptera; Formicidae
Exons: 2
Source: RefSeq, a predicted model, not a curated record